AUGCCUCAAACCGACGUUCUGGUUGUUGGCGCAGGCCCCACUGGCCUUGUCCUAGCUUUAUGGCUUCAUAAACAGGGCGUUAACUUUCACAUCAUCGAUCAAGCAGAAGCGCCCGCCAAAAACUCUCGCGCUCUGGUCAUCCAUUCGCGCAUUCUGGAAUUAUAUCGCCAGCUGGAUUUGACCGACGAAAUACUGCAACAUGGUCACAAACUGUCCGCAACCAACCUUUGGGUAGAUAGAUAUCACCGAGCACACAUUCCUCUGGAACAAUUUGGUUCCGACUUGACGCCGUAUCCAUUUCUGACUAUCUUGCCGCAAGAUGACCAUGAACGGCUUCUUGAAAAACGACUGAAUUCACUGGGCAUAUUUGUUGAACGAUGCACUCGAUUACUAGACUUCGUCGACCAUGGACCUAGCGUCACAGCAAAUCUUCUCAGUGAGACUGACGGCAGCAAGGCUACCUGGGAUGCUGCUUAUAUCGUUGGGUGCGACGGGGCACGUUCAGCUGUUCGCCAUGGCAUCCAUGCCAAAUACGAAGGAGACACCUACGAGCCGCUCUUCUACAUAGCCGACAUCGACGGCGAAGAUGGCCCUCUUUUCAAUGGGGAGGCGCAUCUUUCCCUCACACGCGACCAGUUUCUUCUGCUUCUGCCCUAUUCCCAGAAACGACAUGUGCGACUAGUCGGCACUACUCUCUCCAAAGACGGGUCCCUUGAUGAACAUAAGGACCAGCAACAACAAGUGACGGUCGACGAUGUUCUGCCGCAGAUCAAACAAGUGCUGGACGUGGAAGCGAUCAAGGUCAACUGGUUUUCAACAUAUCGCAGCCACCAUCGGGUGGCCGAUAAAUUUCGAGCCAAUCGAGCAUUCAUUAUCGGCGACGCUGCCCACAUCCACAGUCCCGUUGGCGGCCAAGGUAUGAACACGGGUAUCAUGGAUGCGAUGAACUUGGCCUGGAAACUGGCCACUGUGCUCAAACAAAGCUCAAUGACCGAAGAAUCCAAAGACCAGCUCCUAGGCUCCUACGAAUAUGAACGCCGCGCCUUCGCAUUGAAGCUGGUUGAAUCAACAGACCGCGGAUUCACCGUGAUGUCAUCAAACGGCUGGAUUCCCUAUAUCCUGCGCCGCUGGGUACUGCCUUAUGUUGCACCUCUGAUUCCCUAUUUCCCAUCCGCGGGAAAGGAGAUAUUCCGCACUGGAUCUCAGCUCAUUCUCUCCUACCGUGGAAGUUCCCUAAGCCAAGCAGCAGGUGGAUUCGGGGCUAUACAGCCUGGCGACCGUCUGCCAUGGGCUAAGACCAAGCAAGGGGAUAAUUUCUCCAGCAUACAGGAUAUCACCUGGCAGGUCCACGUAUAUGGAGACUCGAGGCCAGAUAUUGUGGAGUGGUGCACGCGCAGGAACAUUCAAUUGUUCGUAUUUGACUGGGAUAAACAGCAUGGAAAAGUCGGUCUUCAGAAGGAUGCUGCUUACUUGCUGCGACCAGACCAUUACAUUGCAGGGAUCCUUGCGGGAGAAGUGAUGGAAUCACAGUUGGACGAGUAUUUCUCCAGUCGGGGGUUGACGUGCUAG
Penicillium lagena is the source of this 1569-nucleotide messenger RNA. RefSeq names its product putative FAD binding monooxygenase. The transcript has a single exon. The record is from RefSeq and is a predicted model, not a curated record. The coding region runs from base 1 to 1569 and encodes 522 amino acids. Gene Ontology annotation, molecular function: FAD binding. NCBI's taxonomy places the organism in Eukaryota, Fungi, Ascomycota, Eurotiomycetes, Eurotiales, Aspergillaceae.